GCUCCGUGCUGCGUCAUCGGGCGCCGGGCGCAAACGCGUUAUUCCGUGCGUGGCCGGCUCCGGGUGCGGUCGUCGAGGCGAGCGUGUUGGUCGCGGUCGUUCGCCAUGGCCUCCUCCAGCGGGACUCAUCCUUCCCCCGCCGCCUCAGGCGCCUCGCUCGCCCCGGCCGCGUCCUCCUCGGCUCCCCCCGCGGGUAUCCUCAUCGGGGACCGCCUGUACUCGGAGGUGUCGCUGACCAUCGACCACUCGCUCAUCCCCGAGGAGCGGCUCUCGCCGACGCCCUCCAUGCAGGACGGGCUGGACCUCCAGAGCGAGACGGACCUGCGCAUCCUGGGCUGCGAGCUCAUCCAGGCCGCCGGCAUCAUGCUCCGCCUGCCGCAGGUCAGCGCCGGGGGAGGGGGGGCGGCCUCCGACGGGGCCUACCGCGGAGCCCAAGGCCUCGGCCUCGGUUUUGUGAGCAGGGGAAGGAAAGUGAGGACGGGGAGGGCGCCGCCGCCACCUAAGGGCGCCUCUUCUCUUCUCCCGCCCGCGCUGACCCGAGACGGGGCUCCGUGAGGGGAAAGGAGGGCGCUGGACACAAGAUGGCGGCGGAUUGGCGACCUCGGCCUGCUUGACAGGCCCGGCGCCGAUGCCGCUUCCGGAAAAGGGAGGGUGGGAGGCGUUAGCUGGACUCCGCGCAUGCGCGCUUCGCCUGUUACUAACAUGGCUUAUCUUCCUGUCUCUUCCCCGCCGGGGGAUUGUCUUCGCAGGUGGCGAUGGCAACCGGGCAGGUGUUGUUUCACCGCUUCUUUUAUUCCAAGUCGUUCGUCAAGCACAGCUUCGAGGUGAGUUUUUUUGGUGGGUGUAGGCAGGCUUAAGGUUUUCGUUGGUUGUGGUUUUUUGGGGAGGGGGCGAGAGGUACUGAAGGCCAUUCAAACGUAUGAAGUGAGUGUUUUCAGUUAGGAUUGUUCACCUUGACUCCGCUCUUUUGCCUCAGGCAAGGAGUCUCCACAGCACUGUUUCUGGCUUGGGUGGUUUCUUUUUGGCAUAUCUCCCAUUAGGGUUAGCUCCUAGUCGUGUUUAUAAUGCGUUGUGUAUGAACCACUGGGGGAAACAAGUUUCUCACGGCAAUGGGCUUCUUUUUCAGAUUGUUGCGAUGGCCUGCAUCAAUCUUGCUUCCAAAAUUGAAGAAGCGCCUCGACGCAUAAGAGAUGUGAUCAACGUUUCCCAUCACUUGCGCCAGUUAAGAGCUAAAAGGUAAGAUCAGCUCCGCUUUUGGUAUACAUAACGUACCACUGUACACUGUCCCACUGUAAUGUAGUCCAAAGACUGUAGAGGUUCUGCUUGGGUAGGUUGGCUUGAUCAGGUUGAAGGUGAUAAACAGCUGACAUAGGCUUGAAUUUUGUUGAUUUUGUGUGUUAGUGUGGCUUAGUGGAUUGAAGUAUCUCUUAACUCUGGACCUUGAAAUGAGCUGGAUGAAGUCAGGUCUGAGCUAGUAUUGUUUGUUUUGCUUUGCUUUUUUGUUUUGUAGUGGAAACUUGUAGUUAUCUUUUAUUACAUCUUAACUUUACUGAAAAUGUAUAUUGGGUCUUGUUGGACCACUGUCCAUGUUUAGUGUAGUAGAGAGUAUAUAAUUGUCUCUCGAGCUCUUAGUAGAAGACUGAAGUUUACCCUAUUUACGUUUAUAGUAGUGGUUUUGUUGGGAAAGUUGACAGCUUGGUUUGGUUUACAGCAUAUACCUGUUUUAAUGGUAUCUUCAAGAUAUAAACAAAGGAAUCCUGGAAGCAAUGUGCAUCUAGAAUUACAGGAACAACACUUGUCAUUCAGCAUGAUUGUCUAUACAUCAGAUGAGUCUCAAUUUUGUGUGUGCUUUUGUGAUUGUUGUAGAGCUGUCCCUAUUUGUGGGUUUGUAAAGCUUUAAAUAUAAAGGAGUAAGGAAAGAUUAAACAUAGGAAAACUUGCACACUAUCUUGAAUAUUUUUUUCUGGAGCUGUCUCUUGAUUAAUUAGUAAACACAUAUAGGCUUGAUUUCAAUGAUAUCCUCACUACUUAGGGACAUUUUUAAGAGCUUAUUUUUCUUUGCCAAAUCUUGUGGGAUACUGAGGCAUCCUGAAAACAACAUACAAAUAUGUGUCUUACCGCUUAAAAGCAUAUCUAGGCAAAACAAGCUAUUUUUCAGAAAGGUAGAUUUAGUUUAUACACAGGUAACGUGCACAUGUACUAAUAUAUUUUCUUUUCAAGUCUUUUUUUAUUUUAAAAAGAAUAUUCAGCUUCAUUUGAAUGAAACAGUUGCACCUAAGACUUUCUCCCUCACUGUCUAGAUUUCAAGUGAAGUUAUAAUUAAUUAAUAAUAUAAAUAUUCCUUGGCCAGGCAGGAUUUGAAAAGUAGCAUGGCGGGUAGAUGAAAAACAUAAUUCUUUAAAAAAGAAGUCUUCCCAUAAAAAACCUGGCAUGUCAUGUUGGGUGCUGAUGUCUUACUCAAGCAGAUGUACUUUACUUGAUUCAUUUUUAGCUAACUUAAAAACAAAUACUGUCUGAAAAGUCUGGAGCAAGUCAAGUCUAUAAGAAAUCUUACAUUUUUGGCAUGCAGGCUCAUUUUAAAAAAUGGGAUGAAAGCAUUAUUCUGUGCGUGUUACAGUUUUACAAACAAAUCAGUUGUACAUGUUAUUAACUUUAGCUCUUUUUUCCCUUGCAACCGACUAUACAGCGACCAGCUACAUUUACCAAAGCCUGGGUGAUGUGGAGUGGUUCAUAGAGAUGAAGCUGUCGUCAUGGCAACAGUGAGUGACGUAUGGAAAAUCCCCAAGGAGAAGCCAGUGCUCUGAGAAUAGGUCACUGGAAUCGGGGAACUGACAGGUUGGCCGUUGCUGAACCAUUUGGAAGAACUCCUGUAUCUUGUUUUAAGCUUUCAUCUUUGCUGUCCAGGUUUUUGGAAAUUAGCCAAAUGUUAGAAUUUUAACUAGCAAAUUUAGGUAUGCUGUGCUUAAUAGUUUGUCUGUCACAUUUCAAUGCUUUAUUUUGUGUAUUUCAUGAAAUCUUCACCUUUAAUGUAGUUCACUCAAGUACAAUUGUAGUAUGCGUUACUAAAAUCUAGUACUCAAUGGAAAAAAGACUCAUUAGAAAAGUUUUUACUUUGGAAUGCAAAAAGUGGUUGAUGUUGUAUAGCACUGACUGCCACAAACAUGCAAAUUUAUGUUUAAGAACAUAAAUAGCAAUUAAUAAACCAAUGCUUUUGCUGCUGCCAAGGUUAUUCACAAUUAGUAAAUUUUGUGCACAUUCUAUAUGAUUAAUGUACAGUUUUGUAACAACUGGGGGAAAUAAAUAAUUUAAAAGUAAUAAGCAUUGCAAUCAUAGGCAGGUGUGCACUAAAGAAUCGAUAUUUUAAGUUCUCUGCACAUGGAAAUUUUUUACUGGGAGGAGCAACAUCUCAUUUGGCUUUGCUCGCCUGGAGUAAUUCUCAGCAUCUCCAGUUAAAAAAGGAUCUUUGGUAGUUAGGCUGGGAAAGCUGCUACAAAAGUCCAUUGUCAGCAGACAAGAAUGGUUGGAUUUUUCUCAACAGUACAUAAUGUUAAUGUGAAUCAUUUUGAAUUAGCACAUUUGUGCAUGCAUUGGAGCUGUCACAUAAUUUGUAUCAAAGGCUAUGCCCACCAACCAACAGCAGUGAAAACAAAAAUAUAAUUUUCUCUUUGCUUGUACAUAUUACUGCAUUCCUAGUGGGUUAAGUCACUCUUCUUUAGUAUUUCACAGGUUGGGGCUUAGAUCCUUAACCUGACACCUUUUUAAGCAGAAUUUGAAAGCGUGUCAUCAUAACACAUGCCAUAUCUGCAAAUAUACAUGAAUGUUGAUGGGCUGUUCGAUGUAACAUCUGGAUACACUUAUACAAGGAAUGUUAAAGUUAAUUACCUUGCAGGCUUGCUGCUUGAUCCCAAUCAUGUGCAUGGUUUAAGUGGAAGCAAGUCUCGCAAGUGAGGAUGAAAUUAAUUGGGAGUAACCUCUGUUGAACUCUAAAGUCAGACUUUGAUUUGAUAUGCACGUGUAACCGAUAAGAUGCCUUCUGCCAUCUUAGUAAGAAAUGCUUCCCCUUGUUGAGCCAUUAUUCCAGCCGUGAAGCAGUGGAGUGAAAUUUGUGGGAAAGUUAUUUCCUCAGGGUAUUAUUAUGCUUCAGAGAAUCAUGUUCUUGUCCCUUUAAAAUUGUAAUAAUUACACUUUUUAACACAACUCUAAAUUUAUGCAGUGCCAUGGCUGUUUUCAGUGCCUAAUAUGUAAGCAUAGCUGAUGUAAUUCUUGGUUUGAUACGAAAGCACCCUUUUUGCAUUCUUAUUGUUAAUACUAUGGUGAACUCUACACACAACUGCAUAAAGUUUGCAUAUGCCAAUCAUUCCAGUUGGAAUGCUGUCUAUUUAGGAAGAGCACUAAUGUGGUCUUUAGUCCUUUUGAAAGGUAUGUUGUAUUCUGAUAGCUAACUCUAACUUGACCUUGUAUUUAUCCACUCUCCUGGUAACCAUAGUUAACAAGGAAUUCCAUGCAGAGAGAUCUCCUAUCAAUACUAGUCUGAUUCCCCCCCCCCCCCCCUGUGUUGCCUAUAUAGGAAGGGAAGCCUGUCACUGCCUGUCCUUUUGCCAGCUGAGGGUAUUCUUAAAAGUAGUCUCGUAAGAUGCUAGUAACCUGCAUUUUCAUAGUAGGUGCAGAGAGGGGGGCUUCCACUCUUCCCUGCCCAGCGUAGAAAUGUAGGAUAGCUAGCCACUUUGCAGUCUGUGGGCUUACUUCAUUUAACUGGACAGGUUGCAUAGAGCCCAACAGGAGUUUGGUAUGUAGUUAAAAUGCAAAAAUGUAAUGACCACAACCCAGGACUCUGUAAGCCCAAUAAUUUACAUGCUAUUGCAAUAAAUAUAAGAUCUUAAAUUUUUUGGUACACAGCUAAUCCGGUAUCUUGAGACAGUUUCUACAAUCUUUUUUUGGCUCUGUAAGGUGGCAUCUAUUCCCCCUCCCAACUACUUUUUCAUAAAAUAUUAUGGGUAUUCAGGUUAACAAGUUGCCAAGUCUAAUAACAUUUGCAUCUAAAUUAGAAGUAAAUUAAUUUGUGAAAUUAAAAAGGUAUAUUUCUCUGUCAGAAACAGUUUAGUAGGGCUGAUAUUGCAAAUAUACAUUUUGAGACAUUUAGUAACUUGCAUUAAGUUGUGGAUAGGGUAGCUCUGCUGGUCUGUAACAGCAAGAUGACUGAGAGUUACAUUUGGAGCAGGGUGUGUGUGAUAAUGAACGUUCCUCUGAGAAGUAUAUAGUGCAUCAACAUUCUGCCUUACAAAUAUUUGAAUUAACCUUGGGCAGUAUACCAACAAGACAUGGAAACAGGAAAUACCUGUAUGUUAUGAAGCAUCUUUCACAAGUGCUAGUAUACAGAUUUCUUAAGGUUUUCUAGGUUGAGCACAAGGUAAAUUUAUAUCAGUGCACAGAAUCUUACAGCCUGUUUUGCCUAGGUUAGUUCUGUUGCACUACCAAAUAAUUUAGUGAAGCUAAGCUGUCUUCAAUGCAGUAAUGUGCAUUUGGUUUUUGGAUCAGGAUAAUCUAGGAAAUAUAUAGUGCAACCUCACUAUCAAGUUUUCUUGAAUGAAGUGUCGUUUUGCCGUAAACAGCUAAAGAAGGCAGUUGUUUGAAUUGCUUUUAUCCCUGUUCUAGUUAAAUGCAGGGGCAGAAUUCAGAUGAUUGUGCUGUAGACAGUUUAUGAUUCUUAUACAUAAAAGGAUUUGAAACGCUUACCUCCUUUAAAAAAAAGCUCCAUAAUCUUCAGUCAGUUUGCUGAAUGUCAAACAUUGUAAAAUGCAGUAAGUAGUACUGAUUGUGUAUAUAGUUCAAUCCCUGUGCAUGAAGCUUUAGAAUAUAAGAGGACACAUCACUACCUGAAGAUGUUUACAGUCUCAACAUAAAACAAUGGAAAUGAAGGUAGGGGAAUACACACACACUGCGCACAAGCAACCUAAAAUAUUUUAAUAUUAAAAUAGUAUUCUGUGUGCAUCUUUAUGUAGAAAGGAAUUCUAUUGCUUAUGGAUAGUACACAACUAAUGAGAAGAGAUUUGUUUUAAGGCUAUCCAUAACCAAUAUAAGUCAUUCAUACAGAAAGAUGCUUGUAGAAGACUCCAUAAUAAUGCCACAGUAAAAUAUUUUUAACUUGCUCCUUGCAAGAUACCGGUAGUUUAAAUUUAACUAACGGAGAACAGUAUAAUGUUGCCUCAGCUGUAUUAACAAACCAGGUUAUGUGCUUUCUUAGCAAUUUGUGACAUAGAUACAAGAUAAAACAGAUUAUAGGGAUUUAGAGGUAGGGAAUAUGUUCAUAAUAAUUUAUUGCAUAUACCCUACACAUCUUGACUGGUUUUCCCUAGCCACCCUCGGGAAAUAUAUAAGAAACAUAACGAAACAUCGAACAUUAAAAACCUGCUGAUACAGGGCUGCCUUCAGAUGUCUUCUGAAAGUCGUGUAGUUGUUUAUCUGUGUAACAUGAUGGGAGGGCAUUGGACAGGGCAGGUGCCACUACUGAGAAGGACCUCUGCCUGGUUCCUUGUAACUUCACUUCUUGCAGUGAGGGAACCACCAGAAGGCCCUCUGAACUGGACCUCAGUGUCUCGGCUGACCAGUGGGGGUGGAGACGCUCCUUUAGAUAUACAGGGCAAGGCCGUUUAGGGCUUUCUGAUAACAUAGUUCUCGUUACUGUAGCAUAGUAUUCAUUUUUUUUUGUUAGUACGUUUGAAAAAAUAAGUUUACAUACAAUUUAAGAAAUCAAGAUUAUUCUGUGAUCAAGAUAAAUGACUGAAGCAUAGCUUUGUUUUAUUUCCCAUGCAUAACACAUUUAUUUUUACAGAUGUUGAAACUACAGUGGUAAUUUGAAUGAUGAAUUCACCACUAUGCUCCUUUUCAGAGAAUGGAAUCUUCCCAAAAGACAUCACUAGGAAUUACUUGGAAUUUAGCCUUGUAUCUCAUCUCUUUUAUGUGAAGUGAAAUGUUUUUGAAUGUGAAAUUCUGAAUGUUAAUAGGAAAGCUUUUUAAAGUUAACAUAGUUGUACUAAAUUAGUUAACUUGGACAGCACAAGAUUAAAGCUAAAACUUGUUUGCAGGAGUUUAGAAUCUGGUUUCUGUUGCCAUUAGUUGGUUGGAAGGGAAAACAGAAAAGCCGUUGUCUUCGAUAUAGAAAACCGUUUUGACUCUAUUUCUUACAAACUGUAGGACUCCAAGCCCAUUGAUACUUGAUCAGAACUACAUAAACACCAAAAAUCAAGUAAUCAAAGCAGAAAGGAGGGUGCUGAAGGAAUUGGGAUUUUGUGUUCAUGUCAAGCAUCCACAUAAGGUGAGUCCACGAAAGUUUCUUCAAUAUUGAACUGCGAAAAUGUCUUGAUGGUGACAGGAAAGGUAAACAAUUCCUAGAUAUGACAACCUGUAUAACUCAAGAACACAUGCCUGUUUCUAGGAAGAGGGUAAAACUCCUAAUUGUAAGCUAAGGUUAGGGGGAGUGGAAUUUUGAAUUUUCAUCAGAAAUGGGGGUUGAUAGAUAGGAGAUUUAAGAUUUAAGUUUGCCUUGCUUUAUGUUCAAGAUGGAUGCGAGUACAGAUGUUCCUUAACAUUUAAAUGGUGUUUUAAUUACCUUUUUGUUUUUCUUCCUCUCUCAGAUCAUUGUUAUGUACUUACAAGUCUUAGAAUGUGAACGUAAUCAAACACUCGUCCAAACAGCCUGGUAAGUUUUCCUCUUCUCUCUCUUAGCCAGGAAAAUAGUAGCAGAAAAAAAACAAGCUUGGUGUCCAAUAUACCAAAGAAUGAACUGUAAGUUUGUAAACGCUUUGUGAAAUGUGUGUCGUUGCUUGUUUUCUGCCUACUAUUUUCGUGGCUUUCAUAGCACAUUUUCUUGGAGAACUCAAUUUAACUUUGUUCUUUUUUCUACUCUUUGAUUAAAGGGUAGCCUCUGAUGGUAAGUCAUAGAACUCUGCCCUCUGCACCACAGCUCAUGACCUGAGGAUGGCCUGAUUGGCUGCCUCUCUCUCCAGCCAGUGCAGUGCAAGCUCUCAGCCAAGAUUUACUGAAGUGGUCCAUAUCCAUCUGGCAGCAUCUUCUAGUUCUGUCCGGGUGUCAAAAGGAUUUGUAUAUCUGAUUCUAGAAGUAUCUGUUCAACAUACAUAUGAAAUGUGUAUUUGUUUUCCUAGUUAUGACAUGACCUGUCAACAUAAAUGGUAAAGUCUAGCUGUAGCACGGAUUCCUAAUUAACUGCUUUUCCAGUUUUGUCUCAAUUUGGAUUCUAGUGGUUGGGGGUUUUUUGGUGGUGGGUUGUGCAUGCAGAGGGACUAGCACAUGCCUAACUAUUUACUGGUUUGUGUAUUGAGCAUAUUUUUCGCAACCAGCAAACAUCCACAGUAGAUUAGUUGGCAUGUUUGGAGGUCUCGCCCUUAUGUUCAGAAGCAAACGUUUAUUACUAAAUUCUGAAAUAACAAUUUUGAGCACCAACAUUUUCGGUGAUUAAGAAUGUUUUUAAUUUGUUAGAACUUGACUUCUCAGAGUUUUUAUAGUUUAUAUUUGUAUCUCAUCUAUAUAGAUGUCAUUCACUUUGUAAAGUCUUUGCAGCCUCUCUGCACAUGAGGCCAUUAAAAGUCCAUGGAAACAGCUGAUAAAAAUGAUUUAGCAAGUUCCAGUCACAUCCCACUGUUUUUAGUAGAAGUGUUAAGCACAUACUUAAUUCAUUCCCAUGACGUAAUUGGAAUGCACAAGUGCUUAACCGUUUACAAAAAUAAUAUGAAGCUACAUUUGUAUAUAAAUUUUAUGAAAUGAAGUGCAUAUCCUGUAGAUCUUGUUUUUACAUUGUAUCAUAGGAGAUGCAUUUAGCUAUUGUAGUUGUUGACACACUAAAUAAAACAUACUGAUUUGUUCGACAAAAGAAUGAAUUAACAAUUUAAAUAUGUAGUUUUUAAAGUGGUCAUGUGAACAGAUGAUUUUAGAGUUAAAUCUUAGUUGAUGGACACUUCAUAGAAUAAUCAUGAGUUACAUAAUAGUAUGCAAAGCCAUAGUGAGGACUUGCAUUUCCUUGUAGUGAUAAAGAUUGAACUCAAGAUAAAACUUAGCUUGUACUUUCCUGAGUUCUAGAGAGAUGACAAGAGCCUGUAUGUUGGAAUGAUCCUGGGGCAUUUGAGGCAUUCUGUCUUUAAUACUUACUUUGACGUUUUGGAAUCUAAAUUAAUAGUAUGAAGGAGAAGAAAAAAUAAUAAAGUAGAUUGAGUCUCCAACUUCAUGUUUUUGAUUUCAUAAAUAGGCCUUAGAACUUGGAACAAAUUCACAUUCAUAUUUUUCAGGAAUUACAUGAACGACAGCCUCAGAACCAAUGUAUUUGUUCGAUUUCAACCAGAGACAAUAGCAUGUGCUUGUAUCUACCUUGCAGCUAGAGCUCUACAGGUAAGAAUUUGUUUUCUGUUUUCACUCAUACCUUUAUCUCAACAAUCUUUAAAUAAAAUUGCCUAGUUUCAGAUUCUGACCCGUUUUUGUAAUAAUUUCUCCUCCAGAUUCCUUUGCCUAACCGUCCCCAUUGGUUUUUGCUUUUUGGAACUACUGAAGAAGAAAUUCAAGAGAUAUGUUUAACAACACUUAAGUUGUAUACGAGAAAGAAGGUAACUGUCAGUGUACUUGCAGGUGUUGUGAAAUGUACUAUAUACAUGCUAAAAGAUGUGCUCCUCUUUUAGGGAGUUGGGGGGGGGUGUUGCAAUUUCUUACACAGAAAUAUUUUAAAAUUUAUAUCUAGAAUCCUUCACCCCACACCAAGUGUGUAGGAAUGUGUGCUAUACUUUUGAGAGGCUCUGUUUUGCUUCCAAACUCAGCCAUUAGAGGAGGGUCUGAACAGCCUGGAACAGAAGCUGUGUAUUUCUGGGAGCAAAUUCAAGCAACCCUGAUGCAAUUGCUAAGUUGUAUAAAUUCCAGGACUCUGCUGCAUGGACGCUGCUAGCAUGCUAUGAUAAAGUAAUUUAAUUUUAAGCUCCAUUUUGGCAAUUGACAAGGUUUAGUAUUUUAAUUGCUUUUUAAAACUUGUAUUUUAUUUUGUAUGCCUCUUUGGCCACAAUCGAAAGGAAGGGUGGAAUAAAAAAUUAAAUAAGAUCUAUUGCUAAAAAUCAAAGAGAUACAUGUGUGUGUUUAUAUGCCCACUCUGGUUCUCCUUGCAGCCUAACUAUGACUUACUUGAUAAGGAAGUUGAAAAGAGAAAAAUGGCACUUCAAGAAGCUAAACUAAAAGCAAAAGGAUUAAACCCGGAUGGAACGCCAGCCCUUUCCACAUUGGGAGGCUUUUCACCUGCUUCCAAGCCCUGUAAGUUUUUUGUAACAAUGUCCACUUGAUUCUGCGUCUACUUACUUAAUUCUUAAAAGAAAAAUUGGAGCAGAAUUAGCAGUCCCUGAAUGUCUGACUGAGCAAAUAUUACAGCCUUUAUAUACAGGCAUCUCCCCACUUACAUGGUUUCCAGGUACUGCGUGGAUAUGUGAAAUAUAGGGAAACACCCUAUAAACCUUUGGAAACCCCUUUAAAAAGCCAGCAGUACUUGCCAAACUGACAUGAAUGGUGACUGUCUUCCUCAUUACCAGAGGACUCCACUAAGCUCCGCCUCAGGUGCUCCCACCAAACCUCCUUUUUCAAACUCUCAGCACUCCACAGGCCUCAAGAGUCUGUGCAAAAACUCUCAUGGAAUUGCUAGCUGUUUUCCUGCUCUUUUUGUGCCAUUCUUAAGAGUUUAACUUGAUUUAUUGAAUUAUUUACUGGUACCACACAUAUAUACAGUCAUGCACAUGUGGUAAGAUACCUGUGCUAAACAUUUUUAAGAUGAAAAUGAAUUAAAACUACAUUAGAAAGAAAAUUGGGGGGGGUGUGACAUCUUAUAGGAGUAAGAAAUUAAAUGUAAUUCUGUCGUGUGAUCAGAACCUUGUUUGAUGCCAUUUGUAGAAACUUAUAUUAGCAAAUUCACUAUAAAGUAUAAUGUCAAGAGUUCUGUUUCUUCAACAUUCUUACCUAAGUUACUUCAAUUCAUAGGCUCUCCAAGGGAAAUGAAAGCGGAAGAGAAAUCUCCGUUGUGCAUCAAUGCAAAAAUUAUCAAAAAAGAACCAGAAGACAGACAAGUGGUUUCCAAGAGCCCUUACAAUGGGUAGGUAGCAGUCUGUAAAAUAUGAUUUAUUCACUUCAUUCUAAGUUGUAUGCCGUUAUGUGCAUUUGUAAAUUGAUAUGAUGCUUACUUUUUUAAUCCAGUAUGAGAAAAGAGAGCAAAAGAAGUAGAAGCAGCAGAAGUGCUAGCAGAUCGAAGUCAAGAACAAAGUCACGGUCCAGAUCCCAUUCCCCAAGGAGACAGUGAGUAUUUAAAUAAUGGUUAAAUAUAACUUAAAGUAUGCUUUCCUUCUCCUAUAUUUUUCUUAAGGGAAGCUUAGUAACAUGAAAAUAAAGAGCAGUUAAGGGCUUCUAAUGUGAAAAUAUCACGCCUUCUGCUUUGAGACAACAUACAAAGUUACUAAAGCUGUUUGAGUAACUUUUAUGAUUAAGCAUCAAAAGUUGGCAACUUAUAAGCUCUUGGAACACUGAAAUGAAAUAAUAAAUAUCACCACAGUGUUUCAGCUUAAAUAUGCAAUAAAAACAAGAUUAUCUUUUGUGGAUUUGGUAUAUGUGACCUAGCCACUGCUGUGCCAGUAAACUAAAUUUUGCCACCCUACUUAACUGAAGAAAUCCUGCAUGAAAUAACAUUUAUGGGGGUUUAUGUAGCCGUGGGAUUCUCCCAAGAGGACAGAUGUAAUAAAUUCUUGCACCUAAGAAAUCCUGUCUGUUACAAAUUUGAAAGCAAUUUUUAUAUAUUGUAGACAGAUACAGAUAUGAGUGAGAAUCUCAGGUGUCUGAUACGGUUUUCUUUGGUAAUGAGCUGGGGUGCUGUUUCACAUACUGUAGGCAAUAGAUAAUUUGUGUAUUGUGACAAGUUUAAUUUUUAUUUUGCAAAUAGUACAAUUAAGAAACAGUAACAAAGCAGGGGUGUAUAUGUGUGGAAAGCAGUGAUAAGUAUUGAAAUCAGAUAAACAGUAAGGAAAACAGCUGAUACAGCCCCUCCAAAAAACCAGCACAAGUAGUAGGAGGUCAUCUCUCAAGGGAGUUAUUCAUGAAAAUUAGGAACAAAAGACCACGUAGUGUCAAGUUGAUUAGAUGUAGAUGCUGUUUCACAUCGCGUAAGCAGUAGACAGUUUUUACACUGUGCAAGUUUAAAUACUGUGCUGUUUUGCAUUUUAAGUUACAACAAUAGACGGAGUCUCUCUGGAACCUACAGCUCAAGAUCCAGAAGCAGGUCACGUAGUCACAGCGGCAGUCCUCGGAGGCAUCAUAAUCAUGGAUCACCACAUUUAAAACCCAAGCACAGCAGAGAAGAGUUGAAAGGUGCAAAUAGACACGGUCACAAAAGGAAAAAGUCUCGCUCCCGUUCUCAGAGCAAAUCCAGGGACCACACAGAUGUUACCAAGAAACACAGGCACGAGCGAGGACACCACAGGGACAGGCGAGAGAGAUCUCGCUCGUUUGAGAGGUCGCAUAAAGGAAAGCACCACAGUGGCAGUCGCUCAGGACACAGCAGACACAGGCGCUGAUGGGGCAGAUUGAACUGUCCUUUACUUACACUUGCAUAUUAUACCACGUGCGGGACUGUUUGAAACUUGAAAAGAAGUCAAAUUAGGAUUUGAUUUGAAGCCCAACACCUUCAAUGAGUAGGACUUUUUUUAAAAAAAGGUGUUGAAUUUUUGCACAUAAAAUACCUUAGCAGUAUCAAACUGAUUUAAAACAAUGAUCAGGUUAAAUUGUAUGUGUUAGAGUUGUAUCAAUAUGAAAACUGGAGAAUUUGUUUCUGUACAAAUGUACCUUAUUUUUAUACACACAUACUGCAGACAUUUCUAUUUAAGUAUAGUUAUUUGUUUAAAAUAAUGGUGAAUACUUUCUUACACUGGUUUUAGUCUGCAUGUGUGAAAACCUUUUUACAAGAAAUAAAAUAUACCGACUGUUCUUUUUUUUUUUUUUAAACUACUCUGUUGAAUACCUCAUUAAAUCAUCAAAAUGUGGAAUUUUUCAUACC
Molecule: messenger RNA, 13069 nt
Organism: Podarcis lilfordi (Lilford's wall lizard)
Lineage: Eukaryota; Metazoa; Chordata; Lepidosauria; Squamata; Lacertidae
Source: the annotation of a GenBank genome assembly